Molecule: messenger RNA, 2560 nt
Organism: Dreissena polymorpha
Lineage: Eukaryota; Metazoa; Mollusca; Bivalvia; Myida; Dreissenidae
Product: E3 SUMO-protein ligase KIAA1586-like
Exons: 3
Coding region: 430-2160 (576 amino acids)
Source: RefSeq, a predicted model, not a curated record
UUCCGCUGUCGAUCGCCAUUGGCGCCAAAUGGCGCUAAAUUUUUUUAAGUGGCUCCAAUUUUUUUAAAGUGGCGAAUUUCAAAAAAUCGGUAAAAUCCUAUCCGAAAAUGUACUGCGAGUCGAAAAGCACGCGACCGAGCAUAAGCGGCCAGCGUUUGUCAGUUGUAAAUAUUGAUUUACGACGAUGUAAGCGACCUACAGUGUAGAGUGCACUGAAAUCACGGAAGCGUGAAAGUGUUACAGUCGGUGUUUUUACUGCUAUUGUCAAGUUUUAUGGGGGUUAUUAUCGGAUUAACGGUUCUUUUAUGAUAAAGAACACUCAAUUACGUAACACUUCGGACAAACUGGCACAAAGAUCAAUGAUUAUAACGAUAUAUAAGGCGGCUACUCUUUAAUCAAUACCAUGAACACCAGACUGCUGCUGAGGCGAUGCAGCUUCGGAAGGAUAUGGCGGCUGCCAGCAAAUCAUCAAUAUCAAAGAAUGAGGCAGCAGUGAAGGCAGCGCUCGCCAAUGUGCUGUUCCUGGCAAAGGAAGAUCUUCCGAACAGCUUCUUGCCAAGUUUCAACAACUUCCUGAUCUAUCAGGGUGUAUCACAGUUGGCUGCUUUGAGGGUAGAUGCCCACACCACAUACGAACACUCAGCAUCGGUGGACGAUUUCCAAGAGGCUUUGUCUGCCGUCAUAGAAGAUGAGCUGCUCACCAAGGUGAAGACAAGCGGCAAGUUUACUUUGAUGAUGGACGAAAGUACAGAUAUAUCUGUACAUCAAAACUUGAUCAUGUACAUUCGUUGCUUAGAGUUUGAUAGUUUAGGUAAUGCAGAACCUGUGACUCAUUUUUUUGCCAUUGAUAGUCUAGAAAGGGCAAAUGCAGAAUCAAUUCAUAGAAAGGUUUUGGACACUUUGUUAAAAAAGGGGAUAGACAUUUCUAAGCUUUGUGGGAUAAGUACAGAUGGGGCAGCAGUAAUGACGGGGAACAAGUCAGGGGUGGUAACAAGGUUGAAGGGGGAAGUACCUGGGCUGUUGGCUAUGCAUUGCAUAGCCCACAGACUAGCCCUUAGCUGUUGUACUGGGGCUGACUCAAUUCCUUACCUUGUCAAGGUUCAAGACAUCCUAAAUAGUGUAUAUAAGUACUUUCACUAUUCCCCCAAGAACACUGCCAUGCUGGAGGCAGUACAGAAGGCAACAUCUAGUCAGGUAAGUAAAUUCAAAGAAAUGUUCCAUACAAGAUGGCUCAGUUUCCACGGGUCUUGCGAGGCACUUCUCCAGAAUUACUCCAGUUUGGUGUCUGUGUUCCUCGAAGAGAAGUCAGGUAAGUCUUUGAGUUUGUACAAACCUAUCUCUUGCUUUAAGUUUCUUUUUGUGCUCCACUUUCUUUCUGACAUCUUGCUGCCUCUAUCUGUUCUUUCCAAGGCAUUUCAGAAGAAGGAUCUCGAUUUCGCUGAUGUGGCACCACUGCUGAACUCAACUGUCCAGACGAUUGAGUUGUUCUCACAAGGUAAGUGGGCUGGAAAGCUCUCCACAUUCCUUUCACAGGUCCCAGAUGAGCCACAGACUGGAGAUGAUGGACUGGAAACCUUUGAGUUCCAGGGCCAUACCAUCAGAGAUGGAGCCCAACAACGCAAAGAGGCAGUAAGUAUAGCCAAGUCUUUUUCAGCAGCCAUGAUCCGGACUAUACAUGACAGGUUUGUAGACAACGAUGAUGCAGCUAUACUGACUGCCCUGAGCAACAUCUUCAACCCCACAGUCAGGAAGGAUGACAAGGUAAGUGAUGAAUACCUAUGUAGUUUAGGUUUUGAGAGUUGCAGGGAAGACCUAUCCUUGUUUCUUGGCUACCUGCACUCUCUAGUAGACUCUGGUAAUCGAACCAUUAGGGGGUCAAGAGAUGCAGCCAACAUAGCCAUGAAGAAGAUGGACCUCUACCCAGCAGAAGCAGAAGCAGCAGGUAGGUUUUUAUUAGCCCCAGUGUCCACAGUCGAUUGUGAGAGAGGCUUCAGCAAGCAGAACAUCAUCAAGACAUGCCUGAGAAGUAAGUUGUCAGUUUCGACCCUUGACAAGUUAAUGAGGAUAUCUCUUGAUAGCAGAGCAGCUCAGGACUUCCCUCUUGACCAGGCAUUUAAGAAAUGGGCUGGGGCAAAGAACAGAAGAAUUUUAAAUCAUUGAGUGUUCAAAAUCUUUAACCAUGUGUGAAAAUGUGUGUACAAAUUACUGUUAAUUUAAAUUGAGAUGUGUAUCAUUUUUUUCCCUUUCAGUUUAUGUGCAUCAUAUUAGCCAAAUGACCAAAUGUAACUGUUAAACAAUUAAAUUUAGAUGUUUUAUUUUCUGAAAUGUAACUGUUAAACAAUUAAAUUGAGAGGCUUUAUUGACUGAUGUUUGAAUUUUUUCCCUUCCAGAUGAUGUACAUUUGUGUGAUUGUAUGUUUAAAUAAUUUUUUAUAAAAAAUGUAUGCAGCAUACUGUUCCAUUGAUGUUAACAUUAUUAGAUAAGUUUGGUUAUAUGUGAUUGUUUAUUGUGAUUGUGCAAACCAAUGUUUUUAUGUAUAAAUAAAGCUUAUUAAGACUUA